Messenger RNA from Paramuricea clavata, 582 nucleotides. NCBI's taxonomy places the organism in Eukaryota, Metazoa, Cnidaria, Anthozoa, Malacalcyonacea, Plexauridae. The record is from the annotation of a GenBank genome assembly.
AUGGCAAGACUCAAGUGGAAAAUUCAAUUGGAAGAUUCAGGUGGAAAAUUGCAUGGCAAGAUUCAGGUGGAAAAUUCAAUGGCAAGAUUCAGGUGCAAAAUUGCAUGGCAAGAUUUAGGUGAAAAAUUCAAUGGCAAGAUCCAGGUAGAAAAUUCAAUGGGAAGAUUCAGGUGGAAAAUUCAAUGGCAAGAUUCAGGUAGAGAAUUCAAUGGAAAGGUUCAGGUGGAAAAUUCAAUGGAUAGAUUCAGGUAGAAAAUUCAAUGGGAAAAUUCAGGUGGAAAAUUCAAUGGCAAGAUUCAGGUGGAAAAUUGCAUGGCAAGAUUCAAGUGGAAAAUUCAAUGGGAAGAUUCAGGUGGAAAAUUGCAUGGCAAUAUUCAAGUGGAAAAUUCAAUGGGAAGAUUCAGGUGGAAAAUUGCAUGGCAAGAUUCAGGUGGAAAAUUCAAUGGCAAGAUUCAGGUGGAAAAUUGUAUGGCAAGAUUCAAGUGGAAAAUUCAAUGGGAAGAUUCAGGUAGAAAAUUCAAUGGCAAGAUUCAGGUGGAAAAUUCAAAUGGUAUGAUUCAGGUGGAAAGUUCAAUGGGAUGA